Aphis gossypii (cotton aphid) is the source of this 1057-nucleotide messenger RNA. RefSeq lists its product as uncharacterized. NCBI's taxonomy places the organism in Eukaryota, Metazoa, Arthropoda, Insecta, Hemiptera, Aphididae. The transcript is spliced from 5 exons. The record is from RefSeq and is a predicted model, not a curated record. Bases 138 to 833 code for a protein of 231 amino acids.
AAAUGCAUUCAGUGAGCGGCUCGACAUCAGUGCGCUGUCGUCUAUUUAACUGUUUACUCGUCGUUUUGUGUUGAAUUGAAAUUCUUGAACGUUUUCACUCUCGUUAUAGAUUUGGUCGCAAUCGUGUUUAACGAGCAAUGGAGUCUAUAACAGCAUUCUACAUUUUACUUGCCGUCACCUCAUCCUGGGCUGCAAAGUCUGAAAUGAAGCAAAACCAACAUGGUGUUUUUUUUAUGAACAUAGCUAAUUCUGGAGUUAAACCAUCAGUAUGUCCUCCACUUGGACUUGGAGUAAACUUUGAGGUUUCUACGAUACAAACAAGGUCGCGAAUGUAUGGUUGUGCCUAUUUGGAAAUAGAUAAGGUAGUAAGCUCAACUCCCCUAUUGAAUUUAUGGCUUGAACGUCCAGUGGAAACCAGCGUACAUGGACAUUGUGAUGACAUGACUAACAUGGAUCACUUCGAAUUUGAGUGUUUGUCAAACUACGAUCCGAUCGACAAUGCAGAAGAGAAAGUUCAUGAUUGGAAUUAUAUAAAACUAGUAGAACGUAGACCAUACUUGAAAAAUAGUAGUGAAACCAGCAGAACUCUGUUCUACAGAUGUGCCGUGUAUGAUGUGCAUGACUCCUCUGUUGAGGGGGUAAAAAUAAUUCGAAUGGCGAUUAGCGCACCAAGAGUAGGAGAUAUGCAUAGAAGCCAGUGCGAAGGUCUAUCGAAAACUAUGGGACAAGAUAAAUUACCAUUCGUUCCCGAGGGGCGACGACUUUGGCCCAAUGGAUCAAUGUAUAUAUAUAUGUUGGGAAGACCUUACUUUGAUCAAGACGACUCAAAAUAACAACGAAAUUAAAUCUAAUAAGAGGAUGGCACAGUUAUAACAAGUCGUCCAAUAAUUAAAAUCAUUUCAGCUACUACAACUACAGUCUACAAUAGUACCCACCUUCACAGAAGAUCACUUUUAUAUAUUUUUUUACUAUCUCAAUGAACUUAUGAUACAUAACAUUUAAAUAACUUUAAAAUUGUAUGUUUCUUUUUUUAAAUAAACGGAUUUUUAAACUUCAA